Messenger RNA from Blepharisma stoltei, 2206 nucleotides. The record is from the annotation of a GenBank genome assembly. Lineage: Eukaryota; Ciliophora; Heterotrichea; Heterotrichida; Blepharismidae.
AUGGAUUUGUCAAAAAAUUUAAAACUUGAAAACAGAAAUAAAAAGUUCAAUUCUGGUUUUGAUAUUGAAGAUAUUCGUAAGCGUAGAGAAGAAGGUCUUAUAGAGCUUAGUUCGCCUUUUAAAUUCCGAAAAUCUGUUCAUUAUUUUUUGAAAAAAAAUAUACAAUUUUUCAGAAUUUAAAAUAUAAUUUAUUUAUGAAGAAUUUAUUCAAAAAAUAAAUAAAUUCAGUAUGCCAGCACUCUACUUGCACUCCCAACAUUAAAUUAGGUCAAUAAAAAAUAGCACCUUAUCUUAAAAUAUUUAAUUGAAAAAUUAGGGCUAGUUAGAAAAAAAAAAGCGCGAUGAUCAUAUAACAAAAAAACGAGCCCUAGUAUCAGAAACAGGUAAAUUAGCAAAAGAAGCAAUCACAAUUACAAGUGAAGAAGUUGUCUUUAAACAUGAAUGGGUUGAUUCUGACCUAAGUAGCGCAGAGUCAAGACUAAUUUCUACAGAACUUCCCCCAGAAUCUCGUCUAGUCGUUCUUUUAGAAUUAAUCUUGAUGUCUGAAGAUUUAGAAGUCCUUUUUAAAUCAAUUCAAACUUUAAGAAAAAUUUUAUCAGACGAAACACCUCCACCAUUAAUGAUGAUAACCAAAUCAGGUGUAAGCCGUAGGCUAAUAGACCUGAUUUCUUAUGAUUUAACAGAUCUACAAAUCGAAUGUGCUUGGUGCUUAUUAAACAUGGCUUCAGGAAGCGGAGAAAUUAUCGAUAUGAUUGUAGCUGACUCCCUCCCCUUUAAAUUGGAACAAAAUAUAGGUAAAAUUUCCACUUUUUUGUAAAUUAACCCCCCUUAAAUUGGAACAAAAUUUAAUUUUAUAAUAGAAAAUUUUAUAUAUAUAAAUCAUAAUUUUUAUGUAAAAAGUUUCGAUAUAAUUUAAAUGUUUCUUCUUAACUAAAAUUAAAAAUUUAGUUAUAUCCUGCUCUUGUUUAAAGAAUAGAGUAUAAAGAGUAAAUAGCAUUUUAUUAAACAAAAUUUAUUAAUCUAAUUCGAUAAAUUUUUGAAUUUUUUUGUUUUUAAAAAAAUUUUCUUAACCCCCCUUUAAAUUGGAACAAAAUUUUUAGUUCCAAUUUAAAGGGGGGGGAGUGAGGGAAUUGUUAAUGCCUUAGUUGGGCUUUUAGGAAGCAAAAACUUUGAUUUAGUAGACCUAUGUGUCUGGACACUUGGAAAUAUUGCUGGUGAUUCAGUUGAAUCAAGAGAUAAAAUAGUUGAAGCUGAAGGAAUUCAUAAAUUACUAGAAAUCAUUACUACAAGAGAAGGGAUAACGCUUCAGCAUUUAUCCACACUCGUAUGAGCGAUCAGCAAUUGUUGUAGAGGAAAGCCAGAGCCUCCCCACGAUUUGAUGAAAAAAGUAAUAAAACUGCUGCCAAGCUUAUUCGCGACAAAUGAAGAAGAUAUUCUUUCAGAUUCUUGUUGGACCUUAUCAUAUUUAUCUGAUGGCCACACAGAGCAUGUUGAGGAUCUCAUUUCCUUAAAUCUUCUCCCGACUUUAGUUGAGCUGCUUUCAACUCCAAUCACAAAAAUCCAAAUUCCAGCACUCAGAACUCUUGGAAACAUUUUAACAGGAAAUGACCAGCAGACCGAAAAAGUGAUUGCUCUUGGUCUUAUUGAUAAAAUUGCUCCACUUCUGACCUCAAGGAAAAGAAGUUUAAGAAAAGAAGCUCUUUGGGCUGUUAGCAACAUAAUGGCUGGAGCUGAUGAGCAAAUUAAUAUGGUUCUUUCUCACCCUUGCAUGCAAUUAGUUUUGGCGUCAGUUAUAGAUUCUGAUAUAGAGAUAAAAAAAGAAGCAUUGUGGGCUAUUUCAAACGCAAGUCAUGCAAAAAAUAAAGCAUUGGUAUUGAAAUUGGUGGACCUAGGGGCUUUAAUUGCACUUUGUGAAGUCUUGAAUAUGCAAGAUGCAAAAGUACUGCUUAUUGCUUUAGAAGGACUUAAUAAUAUUUUAAGAGCUGGAAAAGAUAUGAUAAAUUUUGAUAAAGGAGAAACUAUCAAUGAAGUUGCUUUGAAAUUUGAUGAAAUGGAUGGGGUUGCCAAGCUGGAAGGGUUACAAACUCACCCCAAUGUGAAAAUUUAUCAAAAAGUUGUUGCCAUUAUGGACGAGCAUUAUGGGCUUGAAGAAAUUGAUGAAAACACAAACAGUGUCCAAACGCCAGUUAUGUUUAGCAUAGCAUAA